Molecule: messenger RNA, 4238 nt
Organism: Lepisosteus oculatus (spotted gar)
Lineage: Eukaryota; Metazoa; Chordata; Actinopteri; Semionotiformes; Lepisosteidae
Product: interleukin-18 receptor accessory protein
Biological process (GO): interleukin-18-mediated signaling pathway
Molecular function (GO): interleukin-18 receptor activity
Source: RefSeq, a predicted model, not a curated record
CCGAAAACUCUGGUACACUUUUGGACUGCGUUCUCUACACACUGCUCACUAAGAAACUUUGCCAACAUUAUUAUUUUUUAUUUUUCAAUUUGUGAUUUGUUAAGCUUUCAAAUUACAAAAAAUGUCAGACUUUGUUCUGUAGAUUUGAGGGACUCAAGAGACAUUGUUAGUAUAGAAAAUGUCAGACUUUGAAAAAUCAGAAUGGUACAACUCACAAAGGAGUCUUCAAAAAGUUUUUUAUUGUGACUGUAUCAGGAAGGCCCUGGAAAGCUUUCUUCCUUCCUAUUGUAUCAUUGUAUUCAUUCCAACAAAAACACAGGAUUUCACGAGAUCAACGUACAUUCUGAGAAUCAAGGAUGGAAGAAACAAUGACAGAUGAUCAUGUUCUUGAAAGGAAAUGGAACAGUUUUUUUUUAGGGUUUAUUUAAGACUAAAUUAGAAGCCCCAAAUGACUUAAACUUCCGGAUGCCUGGAUACAUUUUAAUUUUUAAAUUUUUAUUUAUAUGUAUUCAUUUUUAAUUAUACCUGUAGUACCUUGCCUAACAUUUGUUUUGCAGAAAACUUUGGUGUACGUACUACAGUAUUUGGGGAGGAAUUCUCUCAGGUUAAUAGAAAACAGCUGCAAACUGAAGAAAAUGUGUAAAGGAUUGAGCAAGGCCCUGCAAAGCAUUUUAAUAACGUUACUUAUUUUUCAGCAAUUUUUUACCUCAUUCCAAGGAAUUUCAUCCCAAGGUCUUUCUACUGGCUUCAAAGCAUAUGGAUAUAAAGCUUUAGCUGGAGAGCCAUUUGUAAUGCAAUGUGAUUCACCUUAUCAAGGCUUUCUAUACAACAAUUCGGAAAAAGAUGUUCAUUGGUUCAAAUACCCUCAGAAUGGAAGUGAUGCUCAGCACAUCAUCAAUGGAAAGAAUAACAUUAUAAAGGAGGGAAAUUCCCUGUGGUUUACAGACAUAGAAGACAGACAUUCUGGCAUAUAUUCUUGUAAAUCAAGAGAGCACAGAUUCUUCUUCUUCUUGGAGGUGAAACAGAGAAAUGAAACUAUCUGCCAAGAUUAUGGAGAAAACAGAAAGUUUUUGCUGAUGGGCAGAGGUGAAGAGAUAAAAUGCCCUGGAGUGAGCUGUUACAUUACACCAACAAAUGUGUCUAUCAGAUGGUAUAAGAAUGCAAAAUCUGCCAUGAAUAAAAACAGAGGGAUGAGAAUUGAACAAGACAAGCUUGUCUUAUACACCAUCUACAUAGAGGACAGUGCCAACUUCACCUGUGACUAUGAUUAUGUUGACAAAAUUAAUUGGACAGUGCGAAGGGUAGUGAAAACCAAAGUCAUCCAAAAGGAUACAGAGAGACCGCCACAGAUUCUUAAUCCUUACAGAAGCAUGACUGUUGAAGUGGAAUUAGGGAAACCAUUUACUCUUCAUUGCAAAGUGCAAUUUGGCUUUGAAAGAAACUUCACUCCAGUGAUUAAAUGGAUGAUGCAUUACAAUGAAAAUUCCACAAGUAUUUUACUUGAAAUGGACAGGCCACGAACUGUGGAACAGACCAUAGGUGAAGAAAUAAUUAUUCAGAGUGCUCAGCUGAAGGAAGUGACUGAGCAACAUCUUGAGGCCACAUUCAUAUGUUUUGCACAGAACUCUAAAGGCAAUGAAACCAGCAUAUUGAAGCUAAAGAAGAAACCAGAAGUUCCUGGACUUUUGUACAUAAUAAUUGGACCUAUUGUGACAGUUGUCACCAUCUCUGUGUUCAGUGUUGUGGUGUAUUAUUAUUGGAUUGAAAUACUUCUUAUAUACAGAAACUACUUUACAUUUAAUGAAGCAAGAGGAGGAAAAGAAUAUGAUGCCUUUGUAUCAUUUGCAAGCAACUCUUCCUCUGAAGAAGCAAUUGGUGUGACCGAGGAAACAUUUGCCCUCCACCACCUUCCUGAGGUUCUGGAGCAGCAGUGUGGAUACAGGCUGUGUCUUCUGGAGAGAGAUGUAUUACCAGGCGGAGCCUACACCGAAGACAUAGUUUCGUGUAUCCAGAGAAGUAGAAGAGCAAUUUGUAUCUUAACUCCAUUUUACUUCCUCAGCCCUUGCCUCUUUGAACUGGAGUCAGCACUCAAAACUUUGCUGAAGGACAAUCAAUUCAAAGUUAUUUUUAUUAAGUUUAAGUCUCUCCAUGAAAUAGAGACUCUUCCACCCCUUGUCAGGAAGGCUCUCAAGGUCUUUCCUGCAUUAGAAUGGAACCCUGUGGAGUCCUUCCAUUCCGAUUCAAAAUUUUGGAGGGAUCUUAAGUCAGCCAUGUCAGUUAAAAAAAUCAGUUUUUCCCAUAAAGGUGUCCAGCUCCAUGAUGCAUCACGUACAGUAGGUAAACUGUACUGAUCUACAAAUUGAUGGGUUAGGACGUUUUUGUUUACAUGGUGCCGUCUGUAUGACAGAUGGCACAUAUUUACAGUAUGUUACUCAGGUAUAAUAUGGCUUGCCAAGUGUCUGUUCCACCCCUCCAGUUUCAAAGCUAAAGUAAUAUCUGACCUCCUGUUUGAAACUAAAACUGUCAGUAAUAUUAAAGAGAAUUUUACCAAGCCUGGUUUUGGCAGCACUAGACAUAUACAGUUUGAAAAAUGAAGGAAUUAUUUUAUAUGUACUGUACCUCAUCAAACUCAGUAUACUCAAAGUUAAAUGUGAAGCAUCUUCAUUUUUUUCACUGAUCAUUUUUUUUUUAUUCAGCCUCUAAGAAAACGUACAUUUGGAGUCCCAUCUCAUAUACUGAAUACACCCAAAAAAACAACAGCAUUUUUUACAAAAAUACAGAAAGAAAAAGUGAAUAUUCUUAGCUUCUAAAUUGUCCUCCAUAUUAACUAGCCUUCAGAAAGAUUCAGAAAGAUAGUUUAAUCUGUUUGUUAAAUGAAGUAUAUUUUAUCUAUGAUAUAAUGCCAUGUUUUAUAAAGACCAAAUGAAAAGCAUAAAAAGACAAUGUAAAGCCUGGUACAUUUUAUUGAUCUGAACGUUUUCACAGAAAAUAAUGAGGUUUGACAUUGAGAUUUGGUUAUCUUUCCUGUAGCCCAAAUAAUGAAUUAAAUGUGUCAGCUGACAGCUGACCAAAAUAACUGGAAUUGAUAUUUAACUGCUAAUUAUUAAACACCACGUACUUUGUUAUUACUUAGGAACAGAGCAUAAUAUAUGAAGGAAAACAGUCAAAAUAAUAGUCUGUUGCAGAAGCCUUUUGUUUCAGUAUAAUUUGAACAAAAGUUGUAGAAUGGUGAAUUCAGACAGGCAAUUAGAAACCUGUUUAUGUGUAAGCUUCAGUACUGUGUUCCCAUUACCUGCUUGUUGCAGUGCUUGUGUUUAUUUCAGAAAACAUGAUGAGACAGAACAGAUUCCAUUUCCAUUCCAUUUUGAUCCAGCUGAAUUCUGUAAACUUCAUAUAUAAAAUAAGAUAGUUAUAAUUUAGGUCAUUUCUAUUUCACCUGUCUUUCUAAACAGAUUCAAUUAUAAGUUAACAAAUUUAAAAACAUCCCUCAGUGAAACAAAAUUAAAGAUUGCCAUUUGUGACACCAGAAAUGAAUCAAACGGCUAUGGAAUUGAGACUUCAUCUGUUAGUCUGAAAUGAGUAUGGGAAUAUAAUUGUAUUAAAAAUAAAGGGUAGAGUUUAAUAUUUAUUUAAUAUAGGAAAGGCAUCUCUUGGAAUUUUUGUGUUGGACUGUUUUUUGUGUUAUAUAUAUAUACAGUAUUAUAUAUAUUUUUAAAAAUUGCAUAUAAAAAAAUAGAAAUGAAAAAUGACUUCAAAUUUCAGGGAAAUACAUUGUGAAGGCUGUAAAAUUAUACAUUUACCUCAGUUAAUAACAGUACUUUCACUUUGAGCACAUAUAUUUCACUGUUGCUUAUGGAAAAAAUAUAGCUAUUUAUUAUUAGCAGUUUGACCAUGUAAGAGUUCAUUUCAUGCUUAAAGGCAAAAAAAGAAACACAAUGUUUUGGCUAUGGAGCCUUCUUCAGGUGUGAGUGAUUGAGACAAAGUAGCAGCUAAAUAAGGCAAAGGAGAACAAACGACAGCAUAGGUAAGAAGGGUCAGGGAGCAGUGGGGAAAUGUGAUAUGUGUUUCUUUUCCUUACCUAUGGAAGGAACUUUUAGAAUUAACUGUUUCUUUUGCUGCUUACACAUGCUGAUGCAGCUAUUUGAAUGUCUUAUUAGCAAUUUAUUGUCUAUAGUAUAUACUGUAAUUAUUUAAAUCUUUGUAAAGAAAUGUAUAUGUGAAUAAAGGAACAGUGUUAA